AUGAAUACAAUAUUGAUUGAGUUGAGUUGGAGAGGUGACGUGAACGCAUUCUCGUAUCAACUAUGUGUCGGAAUGCAGAAUACAAAUGCAGCUCACUGGCAGAUGAUCGCCGAUUACUCGAAAUUCGAUUGUCGAGGAGUUCAGAAGGUGUAUAUGGAGGAUACUGUUAUUAGAUACAUCAUGAUAAAAGUGAUUGAUCCGACGUCUUAUCGAUUGGAAUCGAGUCACGUCGAAGCGAUUUACUCAUCUCAAACAAUGCCUGUCGAUCCAAAGAGUUACUGUAUUGUGCCCACUCGCAACAUCACGACAGUCGAAGACCACGCUCGAGUCAUCGAGGGAGUCUCCCGUUGCCGAAAUGCUUUAAUCAACGGAGACAAGACGUCAUACGACUGGGAUUCCGGUUACACGUGUCAUCAGAUAGGCAGUGGUCUCAUAAUGAUACAACUCGCUCAACCGUACAUCAUCUCUUCGAUGCGAAUCCUUCUAUGGAAUUGUGACGAUCGAUUCUAUUCGUAUUACGUCGCCGUGUCGACAAAUCAAAACGACUGGAUUACGGUAGUCGAUAAGACGAAUGAGGAGUGUCGUGGAUGGCAGGAACUCGUUUUUGAUCCGAUUCCAGUGGUUUAUAUUCGAUUGGUUGGAACGAAGAAUUCAAUCAAUGAAGUAUUUCAUGUCGUCCAUUUGGAAGCUCCGUCCAGUGUCCCCAUUGCCAUUAAAUAA
Messenger RNA from Caenorhabditis remanei, 720 nucleotides. RefSeq lists its product as uncharacterized. The transcript has 3 exons. The record is from RefSeq and is a predicted model, not a curated record. Gene Ontology annotation, biological process: modulation of chemical synaptic transmission; circadian behavior; adult locomotory behavior. NCBI's taxonomy places the organism in Eukaryota, Metazoa, Nematoda, Chromadorea, Rhabditida, Rhabditidae. Bases 1 to 720 code for a protein of 239 amino acids.